Colletotrichum phormii is the source of this 1701-nucleotide messenger RNA. Its product is annotated as F-box domain-containing protein. Bases 1 to 1701 code for a protein of 566 amino acids. Gene Ontology annotation, molecular function: protein binding. The record is from RefSeq and is a predicted model, not a curated record. The transcript is spliced from 5 exons. NCBI's taxonomy places the organism in Eukaryota, Fungi, Ascomycota, Sordariomycetes, Glomerellales, Glomerellaceae.
AUGUCGCCGCCGCCGCCGCCGCCGCAGCAGCAGCAGCUGCUACAUAUCAAUUGGCUCCCGGCAGAGAUCCUCCAUCACAUUUUUUCGGGUCUCGAGCCCCGCGACCUCGGACGUCUGCCCCGCACAUGUCGAUUCCUGCACUCCUACGUGAAGGGGAACCAGAAACUUUGCAAGGACGUGUAUUUGAAUGCUCUUGACACACCUAAACAGAAUGGAUUGGAUUGGGAGAGGGAACUGCACGAUUUCGUGAGACUCGGCCGCGUUUGUGCCAGUGACAGUGUGAACGAAAAGUCCCGCGACGACCUCCCAUUCGUAUCCGACGUCGUCACCAGGCUGCUACAACAUGCCUCCCCAACAGGCGAGACGCAAAACGACACAGGCACCCACGCCGUCUCCCGCAACGCCGCCGCCCUAGCCAACAUCUUCCGCGACGAGCCCGCGCGGGUGGCCUUCUUGUGCCGCUCCUCCAUCUUUGACCGCGCGCGCGGCGAUAUAGCACGCUCGACGAGCAGUCGCCGUCCGCAAUCAUCAGCAUCUUCGGCAUCCUCCUCUUCCUCCUCCUCUGCCUCCGCCUCCGCCUCCGCCUCCAGGACGAACCCAAACGCCGCCGACGACCUCCACCAGCAGAGCGCAAAGCUCCACUGCCUCUACGGCCGCCCCAUCUUCAACUUUGGCCGCACGCGGUCGUCGCGGGUCUACCCCUACGCCGCGUGUAAAGUCUACGACAUGCGGCAGUACACGACGCGCACGAAAUGGGGCCCCUUUCGGGACGACAAUUCCGGCAGGGUGGAUUGGGAAAAGAUGGAGGCCAUCAUGAUCGUGAUGGGCAGCAACAUCAAGUCGCAGCGCCUUACGGCCAAAGUGUUUUCCAACCUGUGGGAGAAGCCGUUUGCGGGGUCGUGGUCGGGGAGUUAUGUCCCCUCGCCGGGCAGGGGCAUUCGGGAUUUGGAUUUGGAGGAUCCGUAUGGUGUUGCGGGGACGUGGUUGCGGGUUGUUUGUUUCAUUGACUAUAAUGACUUUUUUCAUUAUAAUUUUCCUGUUGGGGAGACGGUGCCGCCUGUGGAGGUGCAGCGGCCGCCGCUUGAUGUUGGGGAGGCGACGAGGAUUAUCUUGAUGAAGAUGCAUGUUGUUGAUGUGCAGCCGCCGGGGGAGGAGGAUGGUAAGGAGCUGCCUGUGGUGCAUUUUCAUGGGUUGUCAAGGUCGGUUGAUGAUUCGUGGGAUGAGAAUGCGCAUUCUCAACUUCGUGGUACGGUCCGGAUGACCAAGGAGGGCGAGGUGAGGUGGACGACGUUCUCCGUCUUCAACGGCCACGCGCGGUGGCGGAGCGAGGGGAUCCAGAUUGGUGGUGUAGGGUCGGCUCGCGGUGUCAUGGGACACUGGUUCGAUACAGACUUCGAUCCCCACGGCCCUUGCGGACCCAGCGCCUACUUCAAGGUCUCCGACCGGGCUCCGGGCCCCAAGGACGGCGACGAUAAGAAGAUUGACAUUCACGAUUUCCUGCCCAUCAUGGACUUUGACGCGGAGCUGGCCAGCAACGAGGAUGAUGAUGAGGACUUUGUGGUUGGGGAGUGGGGGGAGGACGAUGAUGAUGAUGGGGACAUUGAUGACGAGGAGCUGGUGGAGGAUAUAGCAGCGUUGGCGGCGCCGGAUCUUGAGAUUAUGGAUCUUGUGCUGAAUGGGCAUCAUCUUAUAGAGCAGUGA